Messenger RNA from Pezoporus flaviventris, 2257 nucleotides. RefSeq names its product myostatin (gene MSTN). The transcript is spliced from 3 exons. Gene Ontology annotation, molecular function: growth factor activity; cytokine activity. Gene Ontology annotation, cellular component: extracellular region. The record is from RefSeq and is a predicted model, not a curated record. Gene Ontology annotation, biological process: SMAD protein signal transduction. Bases 134 to 1261 code for a protein of 375 amino acids. NCBI's taxonomy places the organism in Eukaryota, Metazoa, Chordata, Aves, Psittaciformes, Psittacidae.
UAUAUAAGGUACACCAGUGUGGCAAGCUGUCUCUCAGAUUGCAUUUGCUUUCACGGAUCUGUUUAGUACUGAAAGGGAAAGGGGGAGGGGAAAGGAAAAAAAAAGGGAAAAGCGCUGCACUGAAUGUGAGAUCAUGCAAAAGCUAGCAAUCUAUGUUUAUAUUUACCUGUUCAUGCUGAUUUCAGUUGAUCCGGUGGCUCUUGAUGACAGUAGUCAGCCCACAGAGAACACUGAAAAAGACGGACUGUGCAAUGCUUGUACGUGGAGACAGAAUACAAAAUCCUCCAGAAUAGAAGCCAUAAAAAUUCAAAUCCUCAGCAAACUGCGCCUGGAACAAGCUCCUAACAUUAGCAGGGAUGUUAUUAAACAACUUUUACCCAAAGCUCCUCCACUCCAGGAACUGAUUGAUCAGUAUGACGUCCAGAGAGAUGACAGUAGUGAUGGCUCUUUGGAAGACGAUGACUAUCAUGCCACCACCGAAACGAUUAUCACAAUGCCUACAGAGUCUGAUUUUCUCGUCCAAAUGGAGGGAAAACCAAAAUGUUGCUUCUUUAAAUUUAGCUCUAAAAUACAAUAUAACAAAGUAGUAAAGGCACAAUUGUGGAUAUACUUGAGGCAAGUCCAAAAACCUACAACAGUGUUUGUGCAGAUCCUGAGACUUAUUAAACCCAUGAAAGAUGGUACAAGAUAUACUGGAAUUCGAUCUUUGAAACUUGACAUGAACCCCGGCACUGGUAUUUGGCAGAGUAUUGAUGUGAAGACAGUGUUGCAAAACUGGCUCAAACAGCCAGAAUCCAACUUAGGCAUCGAAAUAAAGGCUUUUGAUGAGAAUGGACAAGACCUUGCUGUAACCUUCCCAAGACCAGGUGAAGAUGGAUUGAACCCGUUUCUAGAGGUCAGAGUUACAGACACACCGAAACGGUCCCGCAGAGAUUUUGGCCUUGACUGUGACGAGCACUCGACAGAAUCCCGAUGUUGUCGCUACCCACUGACGGUGGAUUUUGAAGCUUUCGGCUGGGACUGGAUUAUUGCCCCUAAAAGAUACAAAGCAAAUUACUGCUCCGGAGAAUGCGAGUUUGUGUUUUUACAGAAGUACCCGCACACUCACCUCGUUCACCAAGCCAACCCCAGGGGUUCGGCAGGCCCUUGCUGCACACCCACCAAGAUGUCCCCUAUCAACAUGCUGUACUUCAAUGGGAAGGAACAAAUAAUAUACGGCAAGAUCCCGGCCAUGGUUGUAGAUCGCUGUGGGUGCUCAUGAGGUUGUCGUUAGAUCCACCACUUUGUAUAUUGUGGAAGCUACCAAAAGAAAAAGUUAUACCCCCCUCACCAACCAGUCUUUGAAACUGUGAAGUUACGUAUGCAAGGCAUUGCCGACAUCCUACAUACUGUAUGACAGGCAAUCGUACAGAUUUAGUGCAGCACCAGCUACAGAAUGUGAACUAAAGGACGAUACAGAUACCUGACCUGGCUGGCUUUGAACCAGCGAAACAGAAAAUCUACAAUCGAAAUCACCGGAUUUAACACACAAAGUUCUUACAUUGUGAGGGAAUCAAUAUUCAGUCAUUCAGACGCAAAUUUAUAUGCAGGUUUCAGUACACUUUGGUAAUCAAAAGCAAGCUCCUUCUCACCUGAGGGCAGAAGGAGAGGGCUUUUAAGUCCAUUUCUUCACAGCUUCACUUAAUAUUGUAUUUACAGGAAAAUAUAUACUGGUUACAUAUACACCACUACACAAUACCACCAGAAUCAUCCUUAAACACUUGAAUAUAUAGUGCAGAAUUGUGAAAUGUAUCAGACAAAAUUCCACAUACAUGGACAAAUCCUGAAAUUAGGGAUGGCAUAGUGUAUUUAGCGUGUUUCCAUUCCUUCUUCUCACUAGUAUGUUAGUAAUCGAUGGCAAUGGUGCUACGUAAGCAGGUUGAGUAAAUAGAUAGUUAUCUAAGUGAAAGAAUUUAGAUUAAUAAUGAAUUUGCCCUAUCCUCAGGUACACUAUUCAACAUUCGCAAGAAAUAGAUAUUUUUUAAAUGAAAAGGAAUAGUUUUCUAGACAUAGUAAAACAAAAGGCAGCAGAGAAGUCUAACAUUCAAAUCGCAAUCCCACAUUAUAACCUGCCUUUGCAACAUUACCAUUUGCACUAAGAUAAACCAAUGCAAAUAGUUGGUUGCUACAGAUAUUGUUUAAAAAAAAACACUUUGAUAUAACUGACUUAUGUAAUAUGUAUGCAUCAAUAUUUUGUAAAUAAAUGUUUAUUUUUUAA